AUGGAGGAGCUUUUGAAGAAAAAUGAGGAUUAUGCCAUUCCAGGAGAGAAGAGACGACUUGGAACUUUCAGGCAAGAAGGGAAGCUCAAUACAUCGAGAGUAGUUUCUUCAUUCGUGUACAUUGGUUUUUCAUCUGCUUUUGCUGUCAUGUUCGGCUCAAACCAUGAGAAAAUCAAGCUCCAGCUUGCUUCUGAUAAAAUCGAAAAAAUUGAUUGUGGCAUUGGCGAAGAAAUUUCAUGCGCAGACCUUUUCAUUAUUGCUCCAGACAACGCGAUUGUUGGGGACAUCGUGUUCUUCACAGCGGAGGCGAUGGAAGCCAUAGAAGAAAAAAUAUGUGACCCGGUGGAAGACUUCAAAACGUGUUUCUUCCGCGACCCUAGAAUACCAAUCAGAAAUGAGUCGAUAGACGAAUUUAGCAACCAGACUGACAUUGCCUACGGAAUGGCGCAUGUUAUCUUGGAUGAAGGAUCGCUUGUUCAUGGUUCCGUUUGGCUGAUUCCAAGAGACAGCGAAGAUAUUCUUAUCUUCCCCGGGAUCAACGGGAACUUGGUGGAGCUCGAUAGAACGAUGGAAGAAUACAGUUUUUAUGCAGUUAUGGAUGGUUUUAUUUUCAUAACCCAACCAAAAGACUAUCACAUGGAAAUACUGAUUGAUGAUAUUCCUGCGAAUCGAAUGAUGCUACCACGAAGGUCUGAAAUACGAAAAGCACAAAUGCAGGCAACUUAUGUUGAUGUUGCUAUGAUUGACGCUCAAAACUCGCUCAUAAAAAUUGAUGUCAAAGAAGGACAAAAAAUUAAGAUUAAAAAAAUAAUUCCGGUAUCGUUAUCAAAAUAUUAUUGGUCCCGAGAAAGCCUGAAAAUGAAUUUUUAUACUGACGAAUGGAAAACAAGCGGAAGUCUUAUCCAGAAGAUGUGCGACUUUUGCUCUGCUCAGCGUAGAAUCGAACAAGCCCAAAAUGGCUCAACCUGCGAACAAAGAGAAUGGUUUCGACAACAGCUAGAACCUCUGUGGUUCCCAAUUCAAAACGGAAAGAGAUGCUCCUUCGAAAUACCGGGGCUCGGCAAAAAGGACAGCUUUUCCGUUGUUAGUAAUCAUGGAAAUAAUAAAAAUACACCGAACAUCAUGAUUUCUCCUGGCCUGGUGCUCGCACGAGAUACUUAUUUCCAACAGUGCCAUCUAUCCAUGGAAUUGAAAAUCUCAUCUGCCGCGGCCGACAGGUUUAAUUUGCAGUUAUCAUUGCUUCAAGAAGCCAAUCCGGCUAAACGAGAUUUGAUCAGGACAUCCAUUGAACGAAUCGAGAACAAUCUAAUGAUAACUGGAGACUUCAUCCCGUUUCAAGGAAGAAACUACAUCCAAAUAUCGAUUUCGGCAAUUGGAAGCAUGACGUUUGUGGCUAAAGAAAUGACGAUUUCCAAGUGCAAAAUGAUGAAAAGCCAACCUAGAGUUCCUUGA
This is a messenger RNA of Oikopleura dioica, 1452 nucleotides long. NCBI's taxonomy places the organism in Eukaryota, Metazoa, Chordata, Appendicularia, Copelata, Oikopleuridae. The record is from the annotation of a GenBank genome assembly.